GACCAGGUAAGACAUUUUUUCAUUUUUCUUUUGUUGUCCUUAUUUCUCCCUCCUUGGAUGCAUGCUCUUCGUGGUGGUUUCGUGAGUACAAGUUUAAAUGCUUCUCUCGUUUUAUGUCAAUCACGAUAUUUCAUUCAAAAGUAAAAUUCAUGUUUUCUUGAAAUUUCAACUCAGUCUUUAUCCAUAUCCAUGUGACACUAUCGUUGAACUGGUCGAAUGAUGAAAAGUAAGCUAAUGACUUGACUAAUUGCUGUUGAAGAAGUCUUCACUGCAUCAUUGCCAACAAAUUUGAAAUUUCUUAGCCUAUUAUUUAUGACUUUCAUUCAGCAUAUGCAAGUAUGUAUUGUUCAGUUUUUCCUCGUUAACCUUUCCAAUCAAAUGGCUACCAAAUUUCUGGUUAUUUUUCUUUUAUGUUCCUUUGUUCUAAGGAAGGCUAACUCAAUUGAACUAGGGUCCAGCUUUGUCGCUGGCACCAAUUCAUCUUGGCGAUCAUCCUCUGGUGAUUAUGCCUUUGGCUUCUAUCACCUUCGUAGUGGCCGUUAUCUAGUUGGAAUUUGGUUUGACAAGAUUCCACAGAAAACACUGGUUUGGUCUGCAAACCGUGACAAACCGGUUGAAAUUGGAUCGACCAUCAAUCUCACACGAAGUGGUCAAUUUUUGCUCCAACCUAUCAAUGGUGCUUUAUUUCCAAUAUACAAUGGAACAAACACAACUUCUGCGGUGAUGCAGAACGAUGGGAAUUUCGUCUUGAUGGAUUCACUUUCCAAAGUUAUUUGGCAGAGCUUUGAUUCACCCACGGAUACUCUUCUAUUAGGCCAAACUUUGAAUACUGGUCAAAAGCUCUUCUCCAAUACCAAUGGAUUCGUAGACUACUCAACAGGGCAAUACAGUUUGGAGAUCCAAUAUGAUGGCAACAUUCUUCUUAAAGCUUAUCGGUACACAGAUUCUGCCUACUGGUGGAGUGACACUACCCAAAACAAAGGUGUGCGAAUUGUUUUUAACAAAACAACAGCUUCUCUUUACGCGGUUAAUGACACCAACCAAAUCAUAUAUAACAUGUUGGAAACUCAGGAAAUAGGUACAAUCGAAGAUUACUACCAUCGUGCGCUGGUCAAUGACCAGGGAAAUUUUCAGAAGUUGAUUUACCCAAAAGAAAAUGGAAGUGAGUGGAUUGUUGAGGGGAAGGUCGUGGAAAAGCCUUGCACUAUAACGGCCCUUUGUGGGGUGUAUGGCUUUUGCAAUGGUUCUGACAACGAAACAUAUAGUUGUGAAUGCUUGCCUGGCUAUACUCAUUUUGAUCCAAGUGCACCCUCCAAAGGGUGCUAUCUUAGUCAGGCCAAGGACUUGUGUGCUGCAAAUUCCUCUACCCCAAACUUCAAGGUGGAAGUGAAAGAAGUUCAAGAUGCUGAUAUAAUACCAAACGAUGGCCUUUUUUUUCUUAAUCUAGAAGUCAUAAAUAACGCGGAUUUGGAAAGCUGCAAGAAGGAACUGAUGGAUGACUGUCAAUGCAUGGCUGCGGUUUUAGAAGACACUGCUUGCUUUAAGAAGAAGUGGCCGAUUAUAAAUGCCGUUAGAAUCAUCCCAACCACCAGUAAUCAUGUGAUGCUGAUUAAAGUUCCUCUGGUUGACAAUGAAAAGGAUUCAUCGUCUUUGGUUGUUUUGAUAGUGGCUCUCAUCCUUUGCUCAUUCCUUGCUGUAUUAUUUGCAGCUCCUGCCAUAUAUCAUCACCCCUUUUGUCUGUAUCUCAUACACAAAAGGACACCGCCAAAGCCAAAGCCUGUGGAUAUCAAUCUAAAGGCCUUCUCAUUCCAGCAGCUAAGAGAAGCAACAAAUGGAUUCAAGGACAAACUCGGUCGAGGUGCCUAUGGUACAGUCUAUGGUGGGAUUUUAAUCUCGGAGGGUCAACAGGUUGAGGUUGCUGUCAAACAAUUAGAGCAAUUAGAAGACCAAGGUGAGAAAGAAUUCGUUACAGAAGUUCAAGUUAUUGCUCUCACUCAUCAUAGAAAUCUUGUUGGGUUAUUGGGCUUUUGCAAUGAGCAGAAUCAUAGGCUUCUGGUUUAUGAGAAAAUGGAAAAUGGGACACUAUCCAACUUUCUUUUUGGGGAAGGGGGUAAACCCAGCUGGGAGGGUAGAGUUAGAAUUGUGCUUGAAAUUGCCAGAGGCUUGUUAUAUCUCCAUGAAGAGUGUGACCAACAAAUCAUCCAUUGUGACAUAAAGCCUCAGAAUGUCCUUCUUGACUCAAGCUACACUGCAAAGAUUUCUGAUUUUGGACUGGCAAAGCUACUGAUGAAAGAUAAAACUCGAACAAACACCAAUGCUAGAGGGACAAUGGGAUAUAUGGCACCAGAAUGGCUCAAAAAUGCACCUGUUACUUCAAAAGUUGAUAUCUACAGCUUUGGUGUCAUGUUGUUGGAAAUCAUAUUUUGCAGAAGGCACAUUGAGUUGCAUCAAAUUGAGGAUGAAACAAAUGGUGAUGACAUGAUACUCAUAGAUUGGGUUUUAUGUCUGGCAAAAGAAAACAAUUUAAGAACCACAGUGAUUCAUGAUCUUGAAGUUGAAAAUGAUUUCAAGAGGUUCGAAAGAAUGACAAUGGUUGGUUUAUGGUGCAUAAAUCCCAACCCAACUCUUCGACCAUCUAUGAAAAUGGUGGUACACAUGUUGGAAGGAAAUAUAGAAGUGGGUGUUCCACCAAUCAACUGAUUUAUUAGCCAUUUUAUAGUUAAAAAACUCAAUUAAUUAUUUAUUUUCUGUUUUAUCUUAAUUAGAUUGUUAGUUAGCUCUUAUAUGAGCUUUCUCUUCUCACCAAAAGAAAAUAUAUGAGCUUUCUGUCUUCUAUUUUUCACACCAAUCAUUUCAAGAAUAUAAAAUGUUAUUUUACUUUUUUUU
Molecule: messenger RNA, 2886 nt
Organism: Cajanus cajan (pigeon pea)
Lineage: Eukaryota; Viridiplantae; Streptophyta; Magnoliopsida; Fabales; Fabaceae
Product: G-type lectin S-receptor-like serine/threonine-protein kinase LECRK1
Biological process (GO): protein phosphorylation; recognition of pollen
Molecular function (GO): protein serine/threonine kinase activity; ATP binding
Source: RefSeq, a predicted model, not a curated record